AUGAACUGCUUGGAUAGUUUUCAGAGAUGGGGUGCUGCUACUGAAGGUGAACAGAUAUUGUUUUCUCAGCUCGAGACACUAUCAGUUCAGAAAUGCCCAAAGAUAACAGAUUUACCUGAAGCACCAAAUCCCAGUGUAUUAGAAAUUGUAGAUGGCAAGCAAGAGAUGUUCCAUUUUGUAGACAUAUACUUGUCUUCACUGACCAAACUAACAAUGAAUCUAGAAUACACAGAAACAUCAUCAGAGGCUGAAUGCACUUCAAUUGUACCAGUGGACAGCAAGGAGAAAUGGAACCAGGAAUCCUCUAUUACAGUUAUGGAGUUAGGAUGCUGCAACAUGUUCUUUGGAUCAGGUGCGCUAGAACCGUGGGACUAUUUUGUACACCUUGAAAAGUUGGAAAUUCAUAGAUGCGAUGUGCUCGUCCAUUGGCCAGAGAAUGUAUUCCAAAGCUUGGUAUCCUUGAGGACGUUAGCGAUGACAAACUGCAAAAAUCUGACUGGAUGUGCACAAGCUCCUCUUGAGCCAUUGGCGUUCGAAAGGAGUCAACACCUGAGAGGUCUGGAGUCUCUUUGCUUAAAAAAUUGCCCAAAUUUAGUAGAGAUGUUCAACGUCCCGGCAUCUCUCAAGAAAAUGAUCAUUAUGAAGUGUCGUAGGCUUGAGUCCAUAUUUGGCAAGCAGCAGGGCAUGCCAGACUUAGUCCAAGGGUCUUCUUGCAGUGAGGCAAUCAUGCUUGCAGCUGUAUCAGAGUUGGCAUCCUCACCCAUGAAUCACUUCUGUCCAUGCCUAGAAGAUCUAAGUUUAAGUGGAUGUGGAAGCUUACAAGCGGUUCUAAAUCUGCCUCCAUCCUUAAAGACCAUAUCCAUUGAAAGCUGCAGUAGCAUUCAAGUGUUAUCAUGUCAGCUGGGUGGGCUCCAGAAACCAGAAGUCACUACCUCCAGAAGCAGAAGUCCUAUCAUGCCAGAGCCACCAGCAGCAACAGCACCAACUGCAAGAGAGCAUUUACUUCCUCCCCAUCUCGAAUAUCUAUCAAUAUGGGACUGUGCUGGCAUGUUGGGUGGGACUCUCCGUCUGCCUGCACCCCUCAGGAGACUGGACAUUAUUGGCAACAGUGGGUUGACAUCGCUGGAGUGUCUGUCGGGAGAGCACCCCCCAUCGCUGGAAAUCCUUGAUCUUGAAAGAUGCAGUACCCUGGCAUUCCUGCCGAAUGAGCCGCAAGUAUACAGUUCUCUCGGGUAUCUUGAAAUUAGAGGCUGCCCUGCUAUAAAGAAGCUCCCUAGAUGCCUGCAGCAGCAAUUGGGCAGCAUCGAUGACGAGUACAAAAAACUAGAUGCCCAUUGA
This is a messenger RNA of Triticum turgidum subsp. durum (durum wheat), 1338 nucleotides long. The record is from the annotation of a GenBank genome assembly. NCBI's taxonomy places the organism in Eukaryota, Viridiplantae, Streptophyta, Magnoliopsida, Poales, Poaceae.